Durio zibethinus is the source of this 2371-nucleotide messenger RNA. RefSeq lists its product as uncharacterized. The record is from RefSeq and is a predicted model, not a curated record. Gene Ontology annotation, cellular component: cytoplasm. Gene Ontology annotation, biological process: protein ubiquitination. Gene Ontology annotation, molecular function: ubiquitin protein ligase activity. Lineage: Eukaryota; Viridiplantae; Streptophyta; Magnoliopsida; Malvales; Malvaceae.
CCUCUCUCACCAGUUAAAUCCGAAACAUACGUUCAUUUUCAGUUUCAAAACCCCUUUUUUUUUUUCUUCGAUCUUUCGUUUCAUCAAAACAGAAAAAAAAUGGCGUCGGUUUCUUUGCUUCACCUUCACGACCCAGAAGACGACGUCGUUCCCCACCACCACAAUCAAACCAUAACCCUGGAUUCCAUCCCGUAUUGGUCUAACGAGUUCCACCUCUUCUCUUCCUCCGACCCCGAUCUCCCUCAUCAUGAAGAUGACGUGUCACUCACCGAUUCCCUCAUUAUCAACGGCCCCGAUCUGUUCGAUCGCCGCGAGAACCAAGUCAAUUUCGUCAUCGAUCUAUUCCACCAACGCGUCGAACAAUCUAAGGUCGUUUCCAAUAAUACCCCCAAUAAUGAUACCAAUUCCGGUAACCACAAUGGUAAUAGUGUUAACAAUGAUGAUGAAAUCAAUGCUGUUGAUUUGGUUUCUGAUGCUUUAACUGAAUCGGGUUUUGGUGUUAUUGAGGGAAAUCAUGAGCUAGAUUUAGGGUUGGCGUUAGGGUUUGAUUCGAUGGAUACUCGUGAGAGUGAUGUUGAGAUUGAUAUUUGCGGUGACGAUGACGAUGACGAUGACGAUGACGAUGACGACUUCUUCGUGGAAACGAGGGUUUCUGAGUUGAGUGCUAGUGAGGCUGCAUCCAAUUUUAGUAGUUUUGAAAAGUUUGGGGAUAACAUUAGGGCUGCUGGAUUUAGAUCCGAUUCGGAUGGCGAUGAGGAGAAUGGGAAUGCUAAUGGGUUGUUAACGAUUGAUUUGAAUUCAGGGGAUAAUUAUGGAAUUGAUGAUCAUGUUAAUGAUGGUUAUGACGUUGAUGUUGAUGACGGUGAUGUGAGUGUUAGUCUUCCAUUUCGAUGGGAUUCGCUUCAGUUGGAGGAUCGUAGGGAGGCGAAUGAGGAUUUCGAGUGGGAGGAAGUGGAUGAGAGGGUUGAUGAAAGGGAGGUUUUAAGCGUGCUUGUUGAUGGUGAUGAUGAUGAGAAUUCGGUUUCGCUUUCCAUUUCUCCUAUUAUUGCCCCUGAAGAUGCAGUUAAUUUGGAGAGGGCUGUCAGUUUGGGAACUUUAGGGUGGGAAGUUCUGUUGAAUGGUAAUAAUUUGGAAACAAACCCCGAGAUGGAUGAGAAUGCUGAGCCAUUAUUUUUUGAUCGUGAUGACUAUAUCUAUACUGCAGAAUAUGAAAUGUUGUUUGGACAGUUUGCUGAGAGUGAGAAUGCAUUUAUUGGGAGGCCUCCGGCUUCAAAAUCUGUAGUUGAGAAUCUUCCGUCUCUGGUUGUGACUCAGGAGGAUGUGGUGAAUAAUAAUGCACUUUGUGCAGUUUGUAAGGAUGAGAUUAACCUUGGUGAAAUGAUGAAGCAGCUGCCUUGCACUCACCGGUACCAUGGGGAUUGCAUUAUACCCUGGCUGGGGAUAAGGAAUACCUGCCCAGUUUGUCGUCAUGAGUUGCCUACAGAUGAUGCCGACUAUGAAAGGAGGAGGUCCCUAAGAGCUGGUGUUGCACCGUUAUGGUAAUUUAUGGUCAUAUGUGAUUUCCAAGCUUUUUGUUGAGCACUAGGUUGUUAAGAAUGUAAAUAUUGUUGCUGCAGUGAGUCAGUAUGUCUUUGUGAGGAUCAUGCUAUUCUUCGCAAUUUUAUAAGUAUUUUAUAUGUUCUUUUAAUCCUUUUUGUGGUAUAAGACUGUUCUAUGACUGAAUUGUACCAUGAGGGUUUUUGGAUUGGAAUAAUUGUCCACUAUUUAUGCAUCGACUGUGGUUGCCUUGCCUGUGCACCAAUAUUAUUUUGCUUCAAUUCUGUUUUAUCCUAUCCAAAAUACAUGAUUAUGAGGAAUUUAGGAUGUCAUGUAUGUGAAGUAUAAUAUUUUAUGCUGUUAUUGUUUCUAUUUAGUUUAGCUAUUAUUUUAGGAGUUUUGCCCGAAGAAGUUAUGUUUUGGAUAGCUAAGUUCAUGAAUUGGAAAUAGGUCUGGUUAAUUUAUUCAAGUUGGCAGGGGUAUGUUGGAUGAUUUUGGUAUGAAAUUGGCUGACAAGAUGCAUGGUUCGUUCUUAUUUAGUCAAGCAUGCAUGAUUGCAUGGGGAUUUGAUGUGCAACUCAGUGAGAACAAAUUUGUGGUAGGUGGUGUCAAGAAAGCACUUGGUAAAAGAAAAUAGUGGGUUGAGAUUUUGUGAAACACCACAUAAAUAUUGUUAUGUUCUUUGUUGAAUUGAUUAUACUAGUUGGCUGACUUUUAAUUAUUAAGAAUUUGUAUUCUCUACAUGUGUUGUUCUUCCUAUUCACUGUAAUUAUUACCCAUGGAUUCUUUCCUUCUUUUUUUUGUUUCUUCAAAAUAAUUUGAGAAAACUACAAAU